AAUCUGAAGUGAACUAUUAGUGAGAUUAAAUCGGGAUUAUAAUGACGCUGGGAUUUUUUACUUUGCUUUUAUUUACUUCGUGUCAUCUUCAUUAUUCCUUGGGGGAAAAACCAACGUUCAAGAUUUGUGUUCCCGCAAUUGUGCUUCCAGCAUGUACAGAAUUAAUGAACAAAAGAAGUGAAAUCGCUACAAUUGAAUGUAUUGCGGGUCGUGAUAGGGUUGAAUGUUUAAAUUUAGUUGAACGUCGUGAAGCUGAUUUUAUGGCUGUUGACCCCGAAGAUCUUUACCUAGCAAUGAAGAAGAAGAAUGAAGAUUAUUCGGUUUUCGCUGACAUUAGGACGAAAGAAGAAUUGAUGGCAGAGUUUCGUUACGAAGGCAUUUUGCUUGUCAAAAAGAAUUCUGGAAUUAAUUCACUUUCAGAUUUGCGUGGAAAGAAAUCUUGUCAUACCGGCUAUGGACGAAACGUCGGAUAUAAAAUUCCUAUAACUAAAUUGAAAUCACACAAUCUCUUCAAAAUUGACCCAGACACAAGCAUGUCGCCUGUUGAGCGUGAGUUAAAAGCUUUAUCAGAAUUCUUCAGUGAGUCGUGCUUAGUUGGAAAAUAUUCAUCAAAUGAAGAUGUUAAUAGAAAGCUUAAAAAGAGUUAUCCAAACUUAUGCGCGCUUUGUGCAGAUCCCAUUAAAUGUGACUACCCUGACAGGUUCUCAGGCUACGACGGAAGUAUUUUGUGCUUGGCCGAGAAUGGAGGUGAUGUAGCAUUCACAAAAGUUAUUUAUGUUCGGAAAUACUUUGGCCUUCCUAUUGGUCACGCAACGAAAUCUUUGACCGAGCCUCAGGCAGAUCCAAACGAUUACGAAUAUUUAUGUGAAGAUGGCUCAAAGGUGCCUGUCACAGGAAAAGCAUGCAGUUGGGCUGCCAGACCAUGGCAAGCUUAUAUAGGAAAUGGUGACAUCAAUCAAAAGGAAAUGAAUCUUCUUCAACAACGUUUAAGAAUUUUCUACGAAGAUGCUAAAAGUGCUGAUCAUGAGAAAUUUGCCAAACAAAUGAUGGUGAAUGAGAAGAAUACUGUUGUUGCCAAAGAAGAGCCAAUAUAUCCGAGAGAUCACCUUUUGAAAGCAAAAUACGCUGACGUUAUCGAACGUUCAAUACUAGACGGAAGCUCUAACGAUGAGAAAAUUAAUGUUUGUGUGUCUAGCAAUAUCGAAAUGAGGAAAUGCCAAGUGAUGCGAGAUGUUGCAUUCUCUCGUGACAUCCGACCGUCAUUUGAUUGCAUUUUAAAAGACAAAACGCUCUGUUCACAAGCAGUUAAAGAUGGUCAGGCUGACGCUAUCAUUGUGCAAGCAAAGAAUAUCGAUAAAUACGACUUCGUCGAUCUCAUGCCAAUUGUUUUCGAAGCAUAUGAUGACAACAAUAGAUACGUUGUCAUAGCUGAUGCAGAUACCACUUACAAUGAAAUUAAAAAAUCUCAUUUAAAGUUCGACUCAUCGAAUCUUCGUAGCGUUAACGCUGCAUUGCAAUUUCUGGAUAAACGUCGAAGUGAACAUACUGAAAGAGUCUGUCCAAACAAUAUUAAGAAUGAUGAGAAUGGAAAAUUACAAGUCGUGAACUCGAAAGAAUUACAUAAACAAGUACUCGAAUGAUAAAGUUUUGGUGUGCCAAAAUUUGAAAACAAAACCAUUGAGUGAAUACAAAGCUUGUAAUUUUGAUGCCAACCUGCCAGCAACUGUCUACAUUCGAAAAUCAUUGUAUCCCCAUCGGAUUGAUAGCAUCAAGCAUUCAUUUAUAUCACUCUCGGAUAAAUUUGGAAGUUUGCGCCCUCAAGAAGAUGUUUUUACUUUGUUUGGGAUGUUCGAAGAUGGUCACCCUGAUGUUCUGUUCGAUGAUGACGCAAUAAGUUUCACAACGGAACAGAAAGGAAUUGAUGAAAGAGCCUACAGAAAAAUGAGAUGUUUAAAUGAAGAAAUCAAAGGAAGAGUUUCCUACUGACAUAUUUUGUAAUUUAAAUAAUUUUAUGAACAUUCAGCUAUGUUCUAAAAUGUAUAAAAAUAAAUAAAUAUGUAGUCAGAACAAAGGAAAGAAUCUUUUGAGGAAGAUUUAGCUUCAUAAAAAGCACAUUUGAAUUAUGGUGACACUUUUUGAAUUAAUGUAGCGAAAAUACGCAUAAACAUAAAGCAUUAUUAAAAUAUGUUUCGCUUACGAAUGCCUUAUGCAGAGAGUGCUUUGAAGAGCAUUAUUAGCCUACUUAUAAUAAAUAUUUUCAUGGAAAUUUAUUUGUAAAGAUUUCUUUUCUCCUUGAGCACUUAAAAGUCUUCGAG
Messenger RNA from Clunio marinus, 2315 nucleotides. Lineage: Eukaryota; Metazoa; Arthropoda; Insecta; Diptera; Chironomidae. The record is from the annotation of a GenBank genome assembly.